Linepithema humile (Argentine ant) is the source of this 675-nucleotide messenger RNA. Its product is annotated as prostaglandin E synthase-like. Gene Ontology annotation, cellular component: membrane. The record is from RefSeq and is a predicted model, not a curated record. NCBI's taxonomy places the organism in Eukaryota, Metazoa, Arthropoda, Insecta, Hymenoptera, Formicidae.
AAGUAAUAUAUAGCCAGUAACACGCUGGGUUUCCCUGCGGACGCGGAGAGAACACUAAACAGGUCGCACCAGAGACAAUGCUGGCAAACGUGGUUGCAAACGAGGCGAAAGACGAGCUAUGGUGGUCUAUUUACGCUUGGUGGUCGUGCGUGCUCGUGCUGAAGAUGAUGUUGCUGACUUGGUAUACCGGGCAGAUUCGAGUGAGAGAACAGGUGAUCCACAGCGAGGAGGACAGAAUGUGGAUGGUAAAAAAACCGAAAAUAAUUUUAUGUCCAACUGGCAAUGGUCAUCCUGACGUGGUUCGCAUACGGAGUGCCCAUCAAAAGGAUCUCAAGACUGUUCUUCCUUUUUUACUCAUUACGCCGCUCUGGUUGAACGUCGAAACAUGCAAUUCUACGGUGAAGAUUUUAAUACCCGCCUUUUCAAUGAUCAGUAUAAUGUAUACUUUAGUACAUAUGCAAUUGAUAAAAAUGUCCGCUCCUUGGAAAUUCUACUUUUCUAUAAGUUUAUAUUACAUUUUGACUUACAUAUGCGCAAUGACUGCACUGAGAUAUACUGUUUCUAUCCCGAAAUUGAUUUAGCUAAUAAGAAUAAACACAGAAACUAUGAGAAUAUAAUAUGUUAUAUUAUAAACUGAUUUCACGGAAGAAUAAACAAAAAUAUUUUAAAAUCAAA